UUGAGUCAUGUAUGAAAAUUCUUUUCCAUUGUGCAGAUUGAGACGGGUCAAUCCAGGGCUAUUGCAGCUUCUGAUUCCAGUGACAAAUCAAAAGAAAAAGUCUUGGAUCAGAAGACAUUACGGAGACUUGCCCAAAAUCGUGAAGCUGCUAGAAAAAGUAGAUUGAGGAAAAAAGCAUAUGUUCAACAGCUGGAGAAUAGCCGGCUGAAGCUAUCGCAGUUGGAGCAGGACCUUCAGCGUGCACGUCAACAGGGGAAGUACAUUUCAAACAUGGCAGAUCAAUCAAACGGAGCGGGCGCCAGUGGGACCUUAGCAUUUGAUGCAGAAUAUAGUCGAUGGUUGGAAGAACACAACAAACACAUCAAUGAGUUGAGAACCGCUGUCAAUUCACAUGCAAGUGACCCUGAACUGCGAAGUAUUGUGAAUAAUGUCACUGGACAUUACGAUGAGGUCUUUAGGGUGAAAGGAAAUGCAGCCAAGGCGGACGUAUUCCAUGUCUUGUCAGGGAUGUGGAAAACCCCUGCCGAGCGGUGUUUUAUGUGGAUUGGUGGCUUCCGCCCCUCGGAACUUCUUAAGCUUCUAGUCAAUCAGUUGGAGCCUCUGACCGAGCAACAGUUAGCUGGCAUUUACAACUUGCAGCAGUCAUCCCAUCAAGCAGAAGAUGCUCUUUCACAAGGUAUGGAGGCAUUGCAGCAAUCCUUGGCGGAGACAUUAGCUAACGGAUCUCCUGCUACUGAAGGGUCAUCAGGAGAUGUAGCUAAUUAUAUGGGUCAGAUGGCAAUGGCUAUGGGGAAAUUAGGGACUCUUGAAGGUUUUCUCCGUCAGGCGGACAACCUGCGUCAACAAACAUUGCAACAAAUGCAUCGCAUAUUGACAACCAGACAAUCAGCCCGUGCUCUUCUUGCAAUAAGUGAAUACUUCUCACGUCUUCGAGCUCUCAGCUCUCUUUGGCUUGCCAGACCACGAGAGCAAUAAGUAUGACAUGCAUCGCAAUACUCUACUGAAACUCAGAUAUACUACUUCGAUACACUGGCCAGUAUAUGAGAUCCAGCUAAGUUACUAUAUGUAAAGUGGUAUUGUAUGUGCUUGUGGAAGUGCAAAAUUUGUUUUCUUUCUCCUUAGGUUUUUAGAAUGCCAACAUUUUACUCUGUGACUUAGGAACCAAUAAUGUACCUGUGUUUUUAGCUUUACAAGGAAGAAUCUCAGUUAGGGAUAUUAAGAAGUGUAAUAGAUAUUUAGAAAGUUUUAUGCUUAAACAAAUUAUAGCUUGUGACUUAAAGGUUCUCUUCUGAUAUGUCGGAAAUAUACAAGCAGUUUAUCA
This is a messenger RNA of Solanum stenotomum, 1321 nucleotides long. RefSeq names its product TGACG-sequence-specific DNA-binding protein TGA-2.1. Gene Ontology annotation, biological process: DNA-templated transcription. The record is from RefSeq and is a predicted model, not a curated record. The transcript has 7 exons. Bases 271 to 975 code for a protein of 234 amino acids. Gene Ontology annotation, molecular function: sequence-specific DNA binding. Lineage: Eukaryota; Viridiplantae; Streptophyta; Magnoliopsida; Solanales; Solanaceae.